AUGCAAGAGACUAAGCAGAAGCUGCCGGCGUCGCCGAUGCGCAUCGCGGUGGUGGGAAUGUCCUGCCGUCUGUCGGGCAAUGUGUCGUCGCUGGAUGACUUCUGGCAGAUGCUGGCUCGCGCACGAUGUGGCUGGUCGGAGGUGCCAGAUGAGCGGUUCAGCAAAAAGGCGUACCACCAUCCCAACCCGGCCAAGCUGGGGGCAUUCAACACGAUUGGGGGGUAUUUUGUUGAUCAAGACCCAGCGAUGUUUGAUGCGCCCUUCUUCAAUAUCACGCAGGCCGAGGCCGAAGCGAUGGAUCCCCAACAGAGGCUACUGCUCGAGUGUGCAUACGAGGCAGUGGAGAAUGCAGGCAUACCCAAGGAGCGGCUGAUCGGACAAAAGGUCGGCGUGUUUGUGGGCGGCGCCGCGUCGGACUACCGGCUUGGCACGCUUCGAGACCUGGAGCAGACGCCGAUGUUUGACGCGACGGGUAGCCACCAGUCGAUCCAGUCGGGCCGAAUCUCGCAUUAUUUUGAUCUCCGCGGACCUAGCUUUACAGUCGACACGGCUUGCUCGUCGUCGCUGUACGCGCUGCACCAAGCGGUACAGAGCAUCCGCAAUGGCGAAUCAGAACAAGCGAUCGUGGCGGCCUGCCAUCUGAACCUGCAGCCGGGCGACUGGGUGUCCAUGUCGCUGUCCAGGCUCUUCUCAGACGAGGGAAAGACGUAUGCGUUUGAUCACCGGGCCAAGUCGGGCUUCGCACGCGGCGAAGGUGCCGGGGCCCUGAUUCUCAAGCCUCUCGACCAGGCCAUCCGCGACAAUGACCGGAUCUGGUCUGUGAUUGUGAACACGGGUGUCAACCAGGAUGGGCGGACGGUUGGCAUCACAUCACCCAGUGGCGAGGCGCAAGAGGGACUGAUGCGGGAGGUGUACGCGUCUGCAGGGAUCCGGCCAGAGGACGUGGGCUUUGUGGAGGCGCACGGCACCGGUACCAAGGUGGGCGACCCGAUCGAGGCGACGGCGAUCCGCAACGUGUUCAGCCACGGACGGACGCGACAGCAGCCGCUGUAUGUGGGAUCGGUCAAGAGCAACGUGGGCCAUCUGGAGAGUGCCAGCGGGGUGAUCUCGAUCAUCAAGGCGUCGCUGAUGCUGGACAAGCGGUUUCUGCUGCCCAACGUCAACUUUGAGAAGCUGAACGAGGCCAUUCCGUUUGACGAGUGGCACGCCAAGGUGCCGACAAGACAGCGGCCAUGGCCGUCGAAGAAGCGCUACAUCAGCGUCAACAAUUUUGGCUUUGGCGGGUCCAACGCGCACUGCGUGCUGGAGCCGGCGCCACGACGUAGCGGCCGGCCUGAGCUGGCGCAGAAGAACCUGGGCUCGGGUCUGGAACGGCCACGGCUGUUUGUGCUGUCGGCCAACGACGAGGCAUCGGCACGGAGGGCGGUAUCACAGCUGACGGUGUAUCUAGAGCAACACCCGGAGGUGUUCCAGAAGGAGCUGCUGCGCAACCUGGCCUACACGCUGAACGAGCGACGAUCGCAGCUGGGAUGGCGAGUCGGCCUAGUGGCAUCGUCAGGACGACAGCUGGUCGAGGUGCUGAGCGCAGCCGAGACGAAGCCGGUGCGCCGGCCCCAGCAACCGCCGAAGCUGGCGUUUGUGUACACAGGCCAGGGGGCACAGUGGCACGCCAUGGGCCGCGAGCUGCUGGAGUCGCACGUGGUCUUUCGCGAUACAGUGCGGGCGGCUGACGCGUGCCUGCAGCGACUGGGUGCUGACUUCUCUCUGAUGGAGGAGCUGCAGCGCGACAAAGAAACGACACGCGUAGGCCAGGCACACAUCAGCCAGCCGAUCUGCUCGGCCGUGCAGCUGGGCCUGACGGACCUGUUGCGGUCGUGGGGGAUCCGGCCGACGGCCGUGACAGGCCACUCAAGCGGCGAGAUUGGUGCGGCUUAUGCAGCAGGAGCACUUUCGCUCGAGGCUGCCAUGACCAUUGCCUAUCAGCGCGGACAGGUGGUGUUGCGGCUGCGGGAGCGGUUCCCCCACUUGCGCGGCUCCAUGAUGGCCGUCGGCGCAGGGCCCGACACGGUACUGCCGCUGGCACAGCGCAUGAAGAGCGGCGUCGUCGUCGUGGCCUGCGAGAACUCUCCCAGCUCAGUCACGGCUUCGGGAGACGAAGCAGCUAUCGACGAGCUCGCAGCGGCGGUCGAGGCUCUGCAGCUGUUCAACCGCAAGCUGCAGGUCGAUGUGGCCUACCACUCGCCUCACAUGAAGCUGGUGGCCGAUGAGUACCUUCAGAUGAUCGGCGACCUGGCCUCGUCCUCCUCGUCGGACGUCCGCUUCUUCUCGUCGCUGAAGGGCCACGAGGUCGGCCUCGACAGCCUCGGGCCAGCCUAUUGGGUCGACAACCUGACCUGUCCGGUGCGCUUCUCGACUGCCCUGGCUGCACUCUGCACCGACUGCCGGCCGGACGUGCUCGUCGAGAUCGGACCGCACGCCGCUCUCGCUGGUCCGAUCCAGCAGACGUUAAAGACGCUUAGUCAGCCAUCAAACGGACACAAGAUUGGUUACGUGUCAGCGUUGUCACGUGGCCAAAACGCAACGACGACGGCGUUGCAGGUAGCUGCGACGCUGUGCAUGCGCGGACAGACGGUGGACUUUGACGCGAUCAACGGCGAGGAGCAGCUGCAGGUGACGGACGGGAAGCCGACGCUGCUGUCGGAUCUGACGCCGUAUGGCUGGUCGCGACAGCGGUACUGGAGCGAGUCACGCAUGUCGGAGCAGCACCGGCGAAAGCCGUUUGCGCGACACGAUCUGCUGGGACUGCUGGCCGACUUUAGCAACAACGAGCUGGCGCCGACGUGGCGCAACGUGUUGCGGACGGCGGAUCUUCCGUGGCUGCGCGACCACACGAUGCAGUCGCUGACGACCUUUCCCUUUGCCGGCUUUGUGGCGAUGGCCGUAGAGGCCGCGGCUCAGCGGGCAUCCAUGCGGAAGACCGGUGCCGACGAGGGCUGCGAGUUCGUGCUGCGGGAGGUGCAGGUCACCCGGCCGCUUCUCAUGGACGACGAGACGGCCUACGAGGUGAUGCUGUCGAUGGAACCGUACGCCGAGUCGAUGCGGGCCUACUCGGACGAGUGGGACGAGUUCCGCAUCCGAUCGUGGCGAUCGGGGCCUGGAUGGACGGAGCACUGCCGUGGUCUGGUGUCGACACGCAAGGCAGCCGGAGCCGGUGGCGACAGCUCGACGAACCCCGUCAGCACGGCACAUCACGGCAUGGGCUGGCGCAGCUUCCAGCGCGCUGACACAGCAGCAGACGAGAAGGUAGACGUCGACGCCUUUUACCGCGAGCUCGACGAUGUUGGGGCAACGUAUGGACCGACGUUUCGGCGGCUGCGCAAUGUCCGGGCCAGCAACGUCUGUUCAGCGGCCAUCGUCGACGUGGCCGACACGGCAGCCACGAUGCCAAUGGAACACGAAUCCGCAUAUCACGUGCACCCGGCUCUGCUAGACCAAGUGCUGCAGCUGUCGUUCCCGCUGCUGGGUGCCGGUCGGAGCGGUGGCAUGCGCACGCUGUACAUGCCGGCAGCAAUGCGCGAGCUUCGUAUCCUGAGCGGCACGACGUCGCCGUUGUUGCCGGGAUCGCGUCUGCGGAUGGCUGCUGAGACUGAGCCGGAUCUCGACCUCGAACACGAAGCGCCGGCCGAGUUUGACAUGACGGCUGUCGACCAGAACGAUGCGGCCGUCAUCCAGCUGGCCGGCCUGCAGAUGGUGCCGGUCAAGAGCGAGGCCACGCUCGAAGACACGCCGCGCGAGCUCUGCUACAAGCUGCAGUGGGAGCCAGUCCCGCUGGCUGGUCGACGGAUCUCGGACACGUCCAUUGACUCGACCGACAGCGGCUACGUGUCGCCGGUCCCGGCCCCGCUAGACGACGACGACAGCGGCGAGCCUGUCUGGGCCGACAUGGCCGUGUCCAUCGUGUCAGACAUGCCAUUGACGGAUCCUGUGCUUGCCUGUCUCGUCGCUGCUGUCGCAACAAAGACAAAUAAGAAGCCGGUCGUGCAGAAACUGGCUGAGGCGACAUCAGACCAGAACAGUCACGUGAUUUUGUGUGAGCUCGACCGGCCGCAGCUAGCCGAGCUCGACGCCGACCGUUUUGGCCGACUGCAGGCAUUGGCCACGACGGCCGCCGGGCUAUUGUGGGUGACACGAGGCGCCCAUAUGCAGGCGACCAAUCCGACCGGCAGCAUGGCGUUGGGACUGACACGCACGUUGCGGUCAGAGAUGGCCGCCCGCGUGGCCACGAUCGACCUGGAUCCACGGCCGUCAGGCCAGACGGAGCGACAGGUCAGCCUAGUGUUGCAGGCGUUUGGUCGCAUCUUCCGGCCGACGACGGAGGGCGAGGACGCCGACAUGGAGUACGCAGAGCAGGAUGGCGGGCUGGCAGUGCCGCGCAUCGUGGACGACGUCGAGACGAACCUGCUGGUGCACCGAGAGCUGUACGGGUCAGCACCAUACACGCAGGAUUUUGCACAGCCAGGACGACAGCUGAAGCUGGCCAUUGGCACCAAGGGAGCGCUGGACACGCUGUACUUUGCCGAGGACGAGCCGACCGAGCUGGGCAAGGACGAGAUUGAGCUGCGGGUCGAGGCGACGGGCAUGAACUUCAAGGACGUGGUGAUUGCCAUGGGCCAGCUGCCGAGUCGAUACUUGGGCAUCGAGUGUGCCGGCGUGGUAGUGCGGACAGGCACGGCUGUGCGCCACCUGGUGCCAGGUGACCGGGUGUGUGCGAUGACCGAGGGGGCCUACGGUAGUGUGGCGCGGUGUCUGGCGACAAGUGCAGCCCGGAUUCCCGAUGAAAUGGCCUUUGACGUGGCAGCUUCGAUCCCGGUUGUCUACUGCACGGCGCACUAUGGGCUGAUCGAGCUGGCCCGGCUGACAGCUGGCGAGCGCGUGCUGAUCCACGCAGCAGCUGGCGGUGUUGGUCAGGCGGCCAUCCAGCUGGCCCGGCUGCUCGGAGCCGAGGUCUUUGCCACAGUCGGCAGCCCGGAGAAGAAGCGUUUCUUGCAGGACCGCUAUGCCAUCCCGGCCGACCACAUCUUCAGCAGCCGCGACACGGCCUUUGGCACGGCUGUGCGCGAGGCCACCGAUGGCCAUGGCGUCGACGUCGUGCUCAACUCGCUCGCUGGCGACUUUCUGCGCGAAUCCUGGGACUGUCUGGCGCACUUUGGCCGCUUCAUCGAGAUCGGCAAGCGCGACAUCUCCGCCAACAGCCGGCUCGAGAUGCGCCGCUUCCAGUGGAACGCCUCCUUCCACUCGGUCGACCUGACCGUCCUCGCGACCGAGCGGCCCCGCCAGAUGGCCCAGACCUUCUCGGCCGUCAUGCAGCUCUUUGCCGCCAACUCCGUUUCGGCCAUCGGACCCAUCUCCGUCUAUGGCGUCGCCCAGAUCGAGACGGCCUUCCGUCUGCUGCAGAGCGGCAAGACUACCGGCAAGCUCGUCGUCGUGCCCCGGACAGGUGAACAGGUCCGCGCCGUUCACCCGUCUCGUCACCAUGACCGCAUCCAUGGCCGUCGCUUGCUCCGUCCCGAUGCCACCUACCUCCUCGUCGGCGGCACCGGUGGCCUCGGCCGCUCUCUCUCUCGCUGGAUGGUCGCCCAGGGUGCCCGCCACAUUGUCCUCCUUUCGCGUCGCGGCCUCGUCGAUGGGCCCGUCGCCGAUCUCGUCCGCGACAUGGCCGCCCAAGGCGCCAACAUUGUCGUGCGCGCCUGCGACGUGGCUGACCGCUCCGGUCUCACCAGUGUCGUCCAGUCUUGCGCCAAGGAGCUGCCGCCUAUUGCCGGCGUCGUGCACGCGAGCAUGGUCUUACGGGAUGUUCUCUUUGAAAAAAUGACCUGGAACGACUACGAUGCCGUCAUCCGCUCCAAGGUGGCCGGCGCCUGGAACCUGCACCACAUUCUGUCAGACACACCGCUCGACUUUUUCGUCCUGCUCUCGUCGGCUGCCGGCAUCGUCGGCAACCGAGGACAGGCUGCUUAUGCUGCUGCCAACACCUUCCUCGACGCCUUUGCACGUCACCGCUUCCAGCAGGGUCUGCCGGCCACUGCCCUCGACCUGACUGCCGUGGCCGAUGUCGGCUACCUCGUCGACGGUGCCGAUGCCGCCCGUCAGCACGAGGUUCUGCGCAAUCUUGGCGGCGAAACCAUCCACGAGGCCGAGAUCCUCGCCCUCUUCCGCGCCGCCCUCACCGGCGACCUGCACCGCACCUGUGCCAGCCACUGCAUGACCGGCCUCAAGCUUGGCUCCUCCGCCGACCAGAUGCCCUACUUUGCCGCCGAUGCCAGGUUCACCCACCUGCGCGAUGCCGUGCUCGCUACCCAGGCUGCCUCUGGUGCUGACUCAGCAGCCACGCAUGUUUCCCUCGCCGUCGCCCUCGGUCGUGCUCCCAGCCCAGAAGAGGCCGUGGCCGUCGUCACGGCCGGCCUGGUCUCUAAGCUUGCCGGUAUCCUCAUGGUGCCCGCCGAGGACUUCGACCCCGACACCCCCAUCACAAAGUACGGUCUCGACAGCCUCAACGCCAUCGAGCUGCGCAACUGGAUCACAAAGGAGCUGGCCACCAACCUGCAGGUCCUCGAGCUGUUGACCAGCGGCUCGCUCACCAACUUGGCCUCAACCAUCAUCAAGAAGCGUACGGCUACCCAGACAAAGUCGUAG
Molecule: messenger RNA, 6693 nt
Organism: Grosmannia clavigera kw1407
Lineage: Eukaryota; Fungi; Ascomycota; Sordariomycetes; Ophiostomatales; Ophiostomataceae
Product: polyketide synthase
Exons: 4
Coding region: 1-6693 (2230 amino acids)
Biological process (GO): secondary metabolite biosynthetic process; fatty acid biosynthetic process
Molecular function (GO): phosphopantetheine binding; oxidoreductase activity; zinc ion binding
Source: RefSeq, a predicted model, not a curated record